Molecule: messenger RNA, 801 nt
Organism: Colletotrichum navitas
Lineage: Eukaryota; Fungi; Ascomycota; Sordariomycetes; Glomerellales; Glomerellaceae
Product: HET domain-containing protein
Exons: 3
Coding region: 1-801 (266 amino acids)
Source: RefSeq, a predicted model, not a curated record
AUGAAAGACAUCUUCUCUACGGCUCACCUUGUCAUUGCUUGGAUCGGACUGGAGGAAGGCAACGUUGGCCUGCUCUUCGACUACCUGCGAGGGCUGAAACACACGGCUAGGCGCGAGAGAAACCAAUACCUGCGCUCCCAGAAGCGCAAGUUCGGCUUCAAGGACGCAAAGUGGUUUGUCACGCGGUCGUACUGGUCGAGGAUCUGGGUCGUACAGGAGUUCGCGCUGGCGAGGGAGUCGUGGGCAGCCCUGCAGCAGUUCCGUCCCUUUGGCAUCUCACAGCAGACGAACCUAUGGUUCAAGCACCUGUCGAAGCAAGAAACCCACCAUAGCAUCGAGAAGCACGUCGGGAGCUGCAGGGAGCUGUCGAGGUUGCGAAGGUCCUGGCAGACCGACCCGAAACGCCUCUCCUUCACCGACACGCUAGGGGCGCGGCCGCGCCUCACCAGGCUGCUGGUCUUCUCGAAAGACUACCAUUGCACAGACCCUAGGGGUCGGGUCUAUGGGCUCCUGGGUCUCACGGAGACUGAGGGCGAGGACCGAAUCCUUGCCGACUACGACAUCACACCUUUCCAGCUGUACCACCGCGUCAUGUUUCACCUACAGCAACAGGGCCAGAAGUUCCAGUGCCAGCUCUUCCGCGCAAGACUUGCUCAGGGACUCCAGAUCUGCGACCACGACGAUCUUCCGACAUCGGAUUUCAUCUACGAAGCGGUGGCCAGCCGUUGUGACCCGGCAACCUGGGAUCAGUUUGAGGAUGCUCUUGGGGUGGCCCUAGGAAUCACCGAGAAGAGAAAAUGA